Varroa destructor (honeybee mite) is the source of this 2904-nucleotide messenger RNA. RefSeq lists its product as uncharacterized. Lineage: Eukaryota; Metazoa; Arthropoda; Arachnida; Mesostigmata; Varroidae. The record is from RefSeq and is a predicted model, not a curated record.
CCAAGAAAGCUCAGGGUUUUCCAAGAUGCCCUCUGGGUCUACUAGUUUAGGUGAUUGCUUGUCAGGUCUUGCUCUGAAAGUGCGCCUACUAUUAUCGGGCUUUUGGCUCAAAUGCACGAAAACACAUGUCAGCUGAAUCAGCCUUUAUAAACAUUUACAAUUUUUUCUAUUAAAAUUAAUUUCCUAUUCACGUUUUCUCCAGCCAUCCCCGCAAACACUGGAUCAGACCUGGCUGGAUUUAACAAUCAACGAGGACCAUUGUUUCUGCCUAGAGUUGAUCAACGACUAUAGGUCAAGAUGGGCCAGUUUCGCCCCCCAACUACGUCAGAACCACAUUAGAUUGUUUAAUUAGAGGAUUUACCGAAGUUAAACAGAGUCGUGCAUAAGGUUCUCAGGACCAAUUGAGAGUCAGCUUAUGCCUUGUCUGACAGUUCGUUGGCCGAAUAUCCAUUUCGAAGCUUGCAAAAAGUCCUUUAAAAUUAUUGACGUUUUUCAUUCUGCAACAACGACGCGUCUCGUAAAGCUUAGCUAGUUUCUAGCACUAGGUGUGUGGAGAGUAAUUAUAAGACAGAUGGCGUUUCGCAGACGCUCGCUCGGUAAUACUCCGUUGAGACGCGGUAGUGAUCGGCCACUUUCCAUCAAAUACCGAACUGAAGAUGACUCUGGCAAUCAGAGCUUCCUGUAUGACUCAGCCACUGGAACCGGUAGAUAUGUUCACGUCAAGACCCUUCGAGGUGGACGUACAGAACUGGGCACGGAACGAGGCGAUCGUUCGGAUCUAAAUAAAACUUCUAGAGGCGGAAAGAGUAAUGGGACUUCCGAUCCGAAAAAGGACACGCGUAUCGAGCAGAGCAAAUCAGUUGGCGAGCCUCCUAAAGCGUCUGUAGAGAAAAAUGAUAAAACUGAGUUCAAAGGCAAGUCAACAGGGGAUGCAGAAGUCGAACUGGGUAAAAGACGAGUUGAGUCUCAACCGUUACCUGGAUCGCCUCGUAAAAGCCCUACGAUACCGAUCAGUGUUUCCGAGCUGCGCGCCAGGCUCGACCGUAUAGCGAAUUUGCGCAAAAAAGCCAUGGAUGAAGGGCUGGCGUUACAGGAACAAAAACAGAGACUUCAAAAAUUAAUGACCGAAAGACAAAUUGCUGAGUAUCAUGUCUACUUGGCGCUUGCAUUGUCAGGAGAGCAAAUCCCAGCGCCUGCCACAAGAUGUCACGAGGCUUGCAAGAAACCCGUACUUACUGGUCAAACCAUACGUGAAGUAGAACGAGGGGUCAUAAUUCUAUCGUACUGGGUCAGAGUGUCGCAUGCAGUUUUCAUCCUGACUAUUCUUUCCAUAAUUUUUCAUGAUUACGUUUGAUGAAGACGUACACCGAAAUCGGGUCGGCAUCAAUAAUACUUAACUACGAACGCAGUUGUUGAGCUUGAAACUCUAGCAGCAGAUCGCCGCCAUAGAACGCACAGGUGUUAAGCGCUCUAAAAAAUGAAUUAUACAUCGCAAGAGCAGUUACUAAGUAAUUGAUACGUAAAUUUACCAGUUACGGUAGUCAGUCGGAUAACGUAAGCUCGCAUAGAAUACCGAGAAACAUUUGCGGGAAAACAAACCUAUCAAACAUCAAAUAAAAAGCUAUGAAUUCACUAAUGACCCGCUUUCACACUUAAGAUAGUAACAAGUGCGGUAGGGUAGUCUUUAUUUUUAUAAAGUUUCCGAAUCAAUAUGCUUUAAUAAGCGUUUUGAGAAAAAAAAAACAAAAACAAAAGCUUCAUUGCAGCGAUAUUGAUAACUAUGAAUAAAUCUGUUCCACGACAAAGGGUACCUAAUCAGACUAUUUUUGUGGUCCCUAUUUUUCGGAAAACAGCACCAGAGACUUCAGUUAGAGGCUUAUACUGAGGUCAAACUCUCAAAAAUAAGACAUUCAAGUUUAUUGACCCGUAGUCACUUUUUUAUCAGCUUUUUCAAUGUUUCGAAUAAUUAUUAUUGCCAUAUUGCCCAAUGACAACAACAAAUAGCACUAGACGGAACUGAAUCUUUCUAAUAAUGUAGAAACAUUCUUUGAAAGAGUCAGUUUUUGUUGUACGAUUAUUAGAAAAAUAUAUGCAUCUAUCCCGUGCAUGUAAGCUUACUCGCCUGUUUGAAAGAAUAGGGAACGCUGUCAAGGAGUUUUGCGGGAAGAAACGCAGUGAGACCUUUGAGGAUAAUAAUGAAAACAAAUGUACAAAUCUAUGCGUCAUGAGUUGAAUUGGAAAGCGCGGCCAAACCGGACACGCGACUGGGAGCACUCGAAUCCGAUGGAAAACGCGCUGCGGAUUGACCAGUGCAAAAUAUCUGCACGCGAGAUAAUAUAAGCGAAAAGCCGGGACAAAACAAAUGCUUCCAAGGGCACGAACUGUACAGGUCGUAGACAAGACAACCGUCAAACACCUGUGGAUUGCGCUGUCGCCGUCUUUCAACAGUCGAAGCCCGGAAGGCAAGAAGAGGGCAAACUGAAGGCCGACGGCUCUGGCUAAUUUCACCUCUAAGAACCUACAAAACAAAAAAAAAAGAAACCUAUAUUAGGUAGAAACUGUUGCAAGAGGUGUUACAGCCAUCUCGAUGUCGCCACCGGCCGUAAACACAGGACUAAGUAAGGUCGUACGAGUUUCUGGGAAAGGACGGUUAUAGCGCGGAGGCGCCUAUCGGAAACAAGCCCCUGACGGAAAUGCACGCAUAUUAGUUACAGUUAUAACUACCAAUGUUAAGCUCACAGAUAUAUGGGAAAUCGUAUUAGUGGUGUGUCAACAUAUUUUACUACUUUACCUACGACAGUAGACGAUGAACCAGUACUGACAUGUUCAAAGGGAGACGGAAUCUCCGUAGACAUGUUGCCGUGAUGUUGUUCGCACUGAAACUGGGGGCAUAAAAUGUAGGCA